AUGGAUAAGAAGUCCAAGCACCUUGUAGCCACAAAGCUGCAGUAUGCUGCAGCCAAAACUUUGUACCGUCCGGCACCGACAUUCGCACAAUCCACCGAGGAGCACACUAAGCGGCGGCCGCCGCUGGAAAAGUGUCGUCUGGGAGUGCCUGGAGACCAGGCCAAUGCAAACAACGUUGCAAGCGCCGACCAAACAGAUGCCAGAGACGCCGGUAACAUCAACAAUCCAUCCGAUUGGACUACCACCAACUGCAACGCAGCAAAAACAAACAGCGAUGGCACCAACAUGCUGAAUGUGUUGGUGCGAGCUCCGGGUGGUGAUCCCAUCAUCCUUAUGGUGCGGGUGGCGAUCUCAGCUCUCAUGCAGUCCUUAGCAGUUGACGAUCUCGACCUGAGUGUGCUCUUGGAAUGGCAGGCUAUGCAGCCUACGCCACAUGGACGACUCAAAUACUCCCGCUUGUGUGUGACGCCAAGCUUCCUUCUGAGCCGACUGACAGGCGCAUCCCUGCAGCUGGCGCCGUGGGUCCGAGCGAGGUUCACAUUAGUCCGCAGCGUCUUCAAGGAGAUCCAACUGGACGACUGCGUCUGGAGGCAGUCCUUCAGGUUCAAGCCAUGUCUGGUAAGCGUCGCCGGCCGUUAUGACAGGUGUAAUCUGACGAAAGCCCCGAACCCUGACGGGUCGGAGAGCCGCGUUGUGGUGGACUGGUACUACGGCGAGGUGGUGAACGGCAUGGUGCCAAGGCACUUUGAGAUGUCCAAGAUCACCAAAGACGAGAGCGCCAGCCCCAAUGUACUGGAGAUCUUGCUCAGAGGCGAGAUCAUGAAGCCCGGUUCCACUUGGAAGUUCUCAGCUCGCGUUGCCUACGCAGUGCACAUGGAGAAUGAGGGCUCCUACGUCCCCUUCACACUCCACGUCGGCGACCUCCAGCCACCCGUGGCAAGUCUUGUCGGGCCUCACCGCGCGAACAAUGACGACUGCUCCUUCGCGUUGGAUGCUUCCAACAGCAUGGCUCGCGAGAUCAUGUACACUCCAGAGCGUUUGGGCCGCCGUUUGCAGGCAAACCAGACGCCGCCGGAGCCACUGAUGGGCUUGCAGUACUCGUGGCGUGUACGGCAGCUGGCCCUUGGUAUCGACGAUGCGCUGACCUACACUGUUCCCAACGUUGCCUUGGCCUUGAUCGACCUGGAAGCCUUUACCGGCUCACAACUGCUCGUUCCACAGGCGAUCCUGCCGGAAGGCCUCUUCGUCUUCACGGUGGAGGUUUACGACUCUCUAUAUCCCAGCUUGGUCUCAUCUGCCAGUGCCACUGUGUUGGUGGACAAGAAGGCCGCAAGAAAUCGUCACAAUAGAAUUGCAAUUGGCCAGCAUCGGCCAGCCGUCGCUAAGCUAAGUUGGACAAAACAACUUCCUGACUUCGGCAUGGUGCGCUGCUCGAUCCUUCUGCUGCUUGCCCUUGUGGCGGCAGGCGAUCUCUCGGAAGCUGGCACGGACGUUGUCAGCGGUUCCUUGGAUGGCACUGCGCUUGAUCUGGACGGCAAAGCAGCAGAUGCCACUGAUUCAGCUCUUGACGUGAACAGCCAGACCUUGGACAACAUCGAGCCAAUGGCUGGCGAGGAUGACAAGACCUUGGAUGGCACUCUGCCUACACUUGAUGCGGAUGGCAAGACUUUGGAUGACGGCACUGCGUCUACACUUGGUGUGGACAGCGAGACAUUGGACGGCAUCGAGCCUGCCGUUGAUGCGGAUGGCGAGACCUUGGAUGCCACUCCUACACUUGAUGAGGAUGACAAGACCUUGGAUGGCACUCUGCCUACACUUGAUGCGGGUGGCAAGACCUUGGAUGACGGCACUGCGGCUACACUUGGCGAGUCAUUGGCCGGCAUCGAGCCUGCCGCUGAUGUGGAUGGCGAGACCUUGGAUGACAUUCAGCCUACCCUUGAUGUGGAUGACAAAACCUUGGAUGGCACCGAUCCCACAGUCGAAGUCACGGGCGGCAUCUCGGAUGAUUUGGAUGCCUCCGAUCCGCUUGUUGAUCUGGAUGAUGACAUGUUGGAUGGUGUUGACCCCAGUCUUGUGGCGACUGACAGCCUCUUGGACAGCGCAGACCCCAUCCUUGGCGUGAGUGGAAACGGCUUGGAGUGGGCCGAUCAGUUUGCGGCAUAUGGAAACCUCACAACUACUCAGGCACCAGCGUAUGACUGCAACACUGACCUCUACCACUGGUCUGAGCCACACCGGAAAUGGUGUUGCAAACAUGAGAAGAGGGGAUGCCCCGACAUUCCCUUCGACUGCAGCUCAGGCUACAUGGACUGGAAGUUGGGCUGGUCCGAUGAGAAGAAGGCCUACUGCUGCAUGGAGAAGCAGAUCGGCUGCUACGAUUGUGACGCAGAGGUGGAGCACUGGGAGUACGCCUGGUCACAAGGGAAGAGGGACUUCUGUUGUAUGGAAGAGAACAAAGGCUGCUAUGUCUGUAGCAACCCCAAUCCCAACUGGCUGAAUGAGUGGUCGCACGCCAAGCAAGAAUGGUGCUGUCAAACUGCAGGCACAGGUUGCAAAAACAACGUUACAGUGACGACCACCUCAUCGGCUGCCGCACCCGCACCAAUGGCGACAACUGUUUCAUCCCUGGCAAGCAGCAGCGGAGCCACAAGUGCCACAAGCAGCGGAGCCACAAGCAGCGGAGCCACAAGCAGCGGAGCCCCAAGCAGCGGAGCCACAAGCAGCGGAGCCACAAGCAGCGGAGCCACAAGUGCCACAGCUGCCGGUACAACCACUGCGGACCCCCGCUAUGUUGCGCCGGUCUUUGCCAUCCUGACCACCGCAGCACCCGGGCAGACACUUCCCGCGAUGGUGGUAACCCCGUUGGAUGAAAACAACAACGCCCUCUUUGCUCGUAUGUCCCUGCUGCUCACCUCGGUGCCAGCCUACCUACCAAGAUUUGGAUUGGCCGCUUUCCUUGUCUCGGCCUUCCUGGCGUUGGUCUCUGGGAUGGCUCUUUGGCGUCGGUACCGGGCACAUGGAGAAACCGUCCGUGGCACGAUGGCGAUGCCGGACCUGGAGAUGGGCUUGGAAUGUGCGGACUCGCCCAUAAUCAUGCGCUGUACAGGCAAUUUUCAAGCAGGUGGGCUUUGGCGCGUGCGUGGUUCCCACAACGGACACGGAGGGCACUCACGAACGGACGACGUGGGCGCCCUGGUAUCUGCCCUUUCUCUUGACAUUGGCGUAAGUCAAUACUUUGAGUACGCGCAUCUCCUUGACUGUGGGGCUUUCCACUUCCCCACUCCUUUUGAUGGCCAUGAGGGCGCCCUCCAGACCUGCCAGAGCAAGGACUGCCUGGUGCAGAGUUCAGGUCCAUGGCAUAUCUUCAACGGCAGAGUUUUGAGACAUGCAGAGAUGUGCAGAGCCUACAUCAAUGUCCUGGCCAGGUUGAAGGAAGUCAAAGGGCUGUUGUCGGAGGCCGUCUUGAUUGCCCACAUUGGACGUCUCGAUGAUGAGACGUGGGCCCACAACUCUCAAUUCAGCGAGAUCCGCAGUCCAGCAGUUGUCGAUACGAUCGUGGUAGUCUAUGACACCCCGUCCUUCGUUCAGGGUGCUCAGAGGAGCCAGCCCCUGGUGGACCCGAUCCGAACUUCUGUGUUCGAGCUCCUGAAGAUUGGGAUUGGGCCAUCAAGCAGCCACACGGUGGGCCCCAUGCUUGCCUGCCGGAACUUCGCCAAGCGCUUGGUGAAGCAGCGGCUGCUUUCUGAGGUUGCUUCGCUUACAGUGGAGCUGCGUGGGUCCUUGGCACUGACUGGCAUCGGCCAUGGCACAAACAAGGCCUGCGUGCUUGGGCUCCAUGGUGUGGCACCGGCUGAGGUGGAUCCAGCCACCAUCGAGCCCUUCCUGGCAGAGGUCAAGGAACGCGGGAAGCUGCUGGUGGGCUUUCGCGGAGAGUUUAAGGAAGUCAGCUUUGUCGAGGAGGACGACAUUCUGCUGGUGGCAGAAGAACUGCCGCUGCAUCCAAAUGCAAUGAUCUGCCGCGCGCUGGCGAAUGACUUCUCAUGCUUGCUCGAGACUCGCUACUACUCGACUGGCGGCGGAUUCAUCCUGAGCGAAGAGGAGAUGCUGGCCGCAGACGGAGGGAGUCCGGGUGAUGACGGCGUGCCUUCCCCGGAGCUGCCCUUGCCGUUCCAAAGCAUGGCAGAGUUGCUCGAAAUCUGCCGGGUCCAUCAGCUGGACAUUGCCACAGUCGUGCGCACCAACGAGGAGGCGCGCCGCUCUCCGGCACAGGUGGUCGAGGGCCUCCAGGAGCUGUGGGCCGUCAUGGAGCAGUGCAUCGAGAGAGGGCUGGAGAUGCGGAAAGCCAACGAGGCCUUACCUGGGCCGCUGCAGCUGCGGCGCCGAGCACCUUCGCUCUACCAGGCUGCAGUGGAGGACGCCGCAAAGACCACGCGCGCCCCUGCCAAUAUGGUCGUUAUGGACGAGCUGCGAUGGCUCAACUGCUAUGCUUUGGCCGUGAUGGAGGAGAACGCAACGAUGGGCCGCCUGGUUACCGCUCCGACCAAUGGAGCCGCUGGGGUUGUUCCCGCUGUUCUGGCCUACUACAUGAGGCACUUGCGGCCGACGCAGCCCCUAGAAGCCCGACAGGACCCAGCUACAUACCUCCUGACUGCUGCGACCAUCGGCAUCCUGGCGAAGGAGCGGGCUUGCAUUUCUGGAGCUGCAGGCGGCUGCCAGGCGGAGGUUGGUACCGCCACAGCCAUGGCGGCUGCGGGGCUUUGUGCCGUACUCGGAGGCCGCCCAGAGCAGGUUGAAGCCGCAGCGACUGUGGCCCUGGAGCACAGCUUGGGCAUGACCUGCGACCCAGUCCUGGGGCUCGUCCAGGCGCCAUGCAUCGAGCGCAACUCCAUGGGCGCAACGAAGGCCGUAAAUGCUGUGGCUUUGGUACUCGCUUCGGCGGCCUCCCCUUCACCUUGGCUGAGCCUGGACGGCGUGCUCCGGGUGAUGAAGGAAACUGGUGCGGCCAUGGAUCGACGAUACCGCGAGACAGCGCUCGGUGGUCUAGCGGCGGACUAUGAGCGCAGCUUGGGGGCGACUCCGGAUCUGCAAGAAAAGGUCAAAGUAACCAUGGGGUUCAGUCGCAUUCAGAAGGGAACACGAAAGCAGUUGCGCAGGCAAGUCACCUACCAGGAUCUGGAACAGGACUUGAUCACGCGGCGAAUCUGUUCGCAGUCGAGGUCGAAGUGCUGA
Messenger RNA from Symbiodinium natans, 5229 nucleotides. The record is from the annotation of a GenBank genome assembly. NCBI's taxonomy places the organism in Eukaryota, Dinophyceae, Suessiales, Symbiodiniaceae.